AUGGGCUUGUCACUCGGAGAGGAGGACGAGCGAUUUGGAUGCCAUGAGAAGUACUAUGAGCAGGCUGAAGAAAGUGGUGAUAUUCAUGUGAUUGAAAACGUUCCUGAAUACCCUGUCAAAUCAAUGGUGGAUCGCUUUCUGAACCAUGGUGACGAAAAUGGUCCAUGGAAGUGCGAGUAUGCCCAAGUGGACCCGAGACUGUUUGGGUUCAGUACAGCGAGACCCAGAGUGUAUGGCCUAGCUUGGAACUCCAAUGUCGUGCAAUGGGAUCCCAAAUUCGAAUUUCUGGAGAUUCUCGAAUGUUUGAAGGAAAGCAAUUUGCGGGACUAUUUGUCGAACAUGUCCAGCAAGGUGAGACCAGGGUGGCAGGUGGCAGACUUGUGCCAACUUGUCCGUACAGGGCGUGCGAGAACCGAUACCGUGGACAACCAUCUCAUGACCAUCACCACAAAUUCCACCCGGCUUUACUCGAAGGACAAGGGGCGCUACAUGUCUUCGAAGGAGCUGUUGAGCUCACAUGUCUUUCCUGUGACCCAGCGCCACUCCAAGAAAGUUGGCUCCCCCAUGCUUCAGAUCGACACAACUGAGGGCAAGGCAGCCAAGAUGGCAGGCAACAGCAUGAACAUCCCAACGAUGGGAGCCUUUGUGCUGGCGGCUGUGCUGGGUCUGAGCUAG
Cladocopium goreaui is the source of this 675-nucleotide messenger RNA. Lineage: Eukaryota; Dinophyceae; Suessiales; Symbiodiniaceae. The record is from the annotation of a GenBank genome assembly.